AGAAAGACCAGGUUCCAAUGUUAGUCCAAUAGCAGCCAUUGUUUCCUUCUAUCCUCUUCUUCUAGUCUCUCUUUCCACCAGAAAUAGAGGAGAAUUCCCUGGUCUUUUGUCUUCCCCCCAAAGAGACACAAAUUAAACUAUACUACUAUAUACUUUGUAUAAUUAGUAUACUUUCAGUUUUAGAUUAAUGUCAAAUAUCACUGGUGAUGAUGAUGGUGGUAGCUUCUCUUCUGGCAACACCGGAGAAGAAGAAGUUCUUCAAAUUCAAGACAAGGAACAAACAAAUCACCUCCAUGGCUCAGCCACGACCGCCAGUUCGACGGCCUCUAACGGCAACAACUCCACCUCUCAACAGCAGCCGAUUAAGAAGAAAAGAAAUCUUCCAGGAACUCCAGAUCCAAAUGCUGAAGUUAUUGCACUAUCGCCCACAACCCUAAUGGCGACCAACCGAUUUGUCUGUGAGAUUUGCCACAAAGGGUUUCAAAGGGAUCAAAACCUUCAAUUACACAGAAGAGGUCACAAUCUACCAUGGAAGCUGAAGCAAAGUACCAGCACUAAAGUGAGGAAAAGAGUGUACAUAUGUCCUGAACCAACCUGCGUUCACCAUAACCCGGCUCGCGCAUUAGGAGAUCUUACUGGUAUUAAGAAACAUUUCAGCCGUAAACAUGGUGAGAAGAAGUGGAAAUGCGAUAAAUGUGCGAAGAAAUACGCCGUACAAUCUGACUGGAAAGCUCAUCAGAAAACCUGUGGCACAAGAGAAUACAAAUGUGAUUGUGGCACCAUCUUUUCCAGAAGAGACAGCUUCAUAACCCACAGAGCUUUCUGCGACGCAUUAGCCGAAGAGAACAGCAAAAUAAACCAAGGACUAAUGGCCACCAUGGGAUCAGAACAUCUUCAAUCCCAAAGGCCUCCAGAGCUCAUCUCAUCUUUCCCAUUAAACUCGAACCCCGAAUUCAACAAUUUCGACCUCAAAAACCCUCUCAAAUCAAUCCCACAAGAAUUAGUACCAGUGCCUUUCAAGCCAAUGAACAUGUCCGAAGGCAUGUUUUCGAGCAGUUCGGGGAGUCUGUUCGGAGCUCAAAGGAGCAUUUCCUCAUCUUCUUCCAAUCUCCAACUCAGCUCCAACAACUCCUCCGGCCUCACCUACCUCCACGAUGCAGGGUCCGCGCACAUGUCCGCGACAGCUUUGUUGCAGAAAGCAGCACAGAUGGGUGCUAGUACUGCUAGUAACAGCAUUAAUUCUCCAAUGAUGCAGAAGAGCUUCACUAGUAGCAUGGCUGGUCCUGACCAAAUAUCUUCUUCAAUUAGACCACAACAACAAAUAUCAUACAAUGUUCUCCGCGCGAAUCAACAGAUCAAUAAUAAUUCAAUUGAUCAUCAUCCUCAUCAACAAUCAAAUAUGGACGGAAUCCAAGGCGCGACAGGAGGAUUCGCUAACCAGAUGUCACAUCUUUUUGAUGGAGGUUCUGCUAUGAAUGAUAUGGGGAUGUUCACUGGUAUGUUCAUGAGUAGUAGUACUAGUCAUGAUCAACAGAUCAACCACCAGGCGUUCUUGAAAAACAUUGAGCAACAACAUUCGGAUAGUAAUAGUACGUCCGGUUUGAUGCAAGGAAGAGAUGAAGUUGAGAGGAACCUGACAGUACCUUCAAGAUUUAAUGGAAGUUCCCGUGGAGGUAAUGAUAUGAUGACUGUUGAUUUCUUGGGGAUUGGAGGAGGGUCUAGGCCGGCGAAUUUGCCCGACCAUCAUCACCAUCAGCAGCAGCAACUUGAGGCGAUGAGCCAACAUAGAUUGCAGCCGAUGAUGAAUCAUUUGCAGCAACAGCUCUCACAUGGUGCAGAAUCUGCUAUGCAGAAAAACGUUUGGGAUGUUUGAAAGUUGUUAGAAUGUUUUGGUGGAAAUGAUAAGAUCCCAGCGGUUGGUAUCUCAGUUGAGUUGGACACACAUCACAUAGAUUUUGUGCGUAUAUCUCAGAGUAGUUGGAAUAACUGAGAUACCAACGGUUGAGAUUCUUAUCGUUUUGCAAGGCACUCGGAUAUGAACAAAUGGGCUUGACAGAUUCAUGCCCAUUAAUCACUUAAACCGGCGGACUGAACUUGGGCCUGUAACUUUAGAUCUGCUGCUGGGCAUGACCUUGAAUAAGCCUGCUCAUAACUUUCAGGCCCAGGGUACUUUUUAUUCACAGUUCAAAGAAAAUGGAAAUUGUUGUAUUCCAAAUUUCCAAUAAAAAAAUUUAAUUGCUUUUAA
Tripterygium wilfordii is the source of this 2245-nucleotide messenger RNA. RefSeq names its product zinc finger protein GAI-ASSOCIATED FACTOR 1-like. The coding region runs from base 188 to 1873 and encodes 561 amino acids. Gene Ontology annotation, cellular component: nucleus. The transcript has 3 exons. The record is from RefSeq and is a predicted model, not a curated record. Lineage: Eukaryota; Viridiplantae; Streptophyta; Magnoliopsida; Celastrales; Celastraceae. Gene Ontology annotation, molecular function: DNA-binding transcription factor activity.